Messenger RNA from Conger conger (European conger), 1875 nucleotides. It is a transcript of the gene irf1a, whose product is annotated as interferon regulatory factor 1a. The transcript has 8 exons. The record is from RefSeq and is a predicted model, not a curated record. Bases 639 to 1475 code for a protein of 278 amino acids. NCBI's taxonomy places the organism in Eukaryota, Metazoa, Chordata, Actinopteri, Anguilliformes, Congridae. Gene Ontology annotation, biological process: immune system process; regulation of transcription by RNA polymerase II. Gene Ontology annotation, molecular function: DNA-binding transcription factor activity, RNA polymerase II-specific; RNA polymerase II cis-regulatory region sequence-specific DNA binding. Gene Ontology annotation, cellular component: nucleus.
AUGACAAGCAUCUUCGCUGAGGUAAGUGCGGCUUUCCUCUAAGUCAGCUGACCACCCUGCAUUGUCCUAGUGGAGUCAACUGCAAACUAAAGUUUUUCCACUUUAUAUGUCUUUAAAAUGCCGUUGUACAUUUGAGAAUAAGAUUGAUUAUAAAUAACAAUGAUUAAAAGGAAAGAAAAAGCUGUCAGUGGUGUUGGGAACGGAGUCGUGAUUGUCUGCCAUCUCACGCCUCGUGAGCACAGGCUGGCUUAACAGGUUGCUCUUGUAUCAAAUCAGCAGUGCAGAUCAUUUCCGAAGAGGAGUCGGUUGGAUUAAUAAACUAUUGAAAGCAAGCAGCGCUGCAACCAAACUAACGCUGUCUUUAAAACUCAGCUCAGUGUGUACACAGCCCAUGCCGAGUGAUUUGACAGAGGUGUAUGAAUCUGCGUGCGUGUGCGUGUAUGUCAGACGCUCGAUGCUGGGUCAAAUUCAUAAAGGACUUUGAAGUGAUCUCAGCCGUAGUCAGGUAUCUCAACAGGUCGGUCCUGAAUGUCAGUGCAGAAUACUGUAGUUGGCUGUAGCCUCUGGUGCCUGGUGAAGGCUGUGGGCUAACGCACUAGCAGACAGACCUGGUUGGGGAGGUGGAGGAAAAGCCAAAGAUGCACCAAGGUCGUCUAAGGCUAAGACCCUGGCUGGAGGAGCAGAUAUACUCUGGAAAGUAUCCUGGAGUCAUCUGGCUGGAUGAGACAGCUGGGAUAUUUCAGAUUCCAUGGAAACACGCAGCUCGACAUGGUUGGAAUAUUGACAAGGACGCCACUCUGUUUCGGAACUGGGCAAUGCACACAGGCAGAUUCAAGCCUGAAAUUGACAAGCCUGAUCCCAAGACAUGGAAAGCCAACUUCCGAUGUGCUCUGAACUCCUUGCCAGAUGUGAGGGAACUUCAUGAUAAGAGCAUUAAAAAAGGAAACAAUGCCUUCAGGGUCUACAAGAUCCUACCGUCCACUAAAACUCCUAAACGCAGGAAAGUAGGGUUGAGAAAGUCUGAAUCAGAUAUUCAGUGUGAUGGAGGUGGACUGUUCUCCAGUCAGCCAGACACCUGUCCCUCACUUGAGAGGUUCACAGAGGCCUUCUAUAAGUACACAGGGGGUGAGGAUGAGUAUGGUUCUGGAAUCUUCCACAGCAGAGAUCCUUGCGUGACCUCGAUCACCCUGAGCAAUGACCCCCCUGAGACCUUCCUCUCACCGCUGCCUCUCUAUCCCCAAACAAUCGGAAACACAGACCUUUCUAUGGGGGGCAGUGAGCACUCACAAGCUGUUCUGAAGAUAGUAGACCACCUGAAGACCAUAGAACCAGCGUACGAUAGUUACAGAGGCUGGAGGCCAUCUACCACACCAUGGAACCCUAUAUACUAUAACAUGUCUUCUGAUGCAGCUGAUGGAACAGACUACCCUGGAUAUUCAGUGCAGACAGAUCCACACAUAUAUAGUGGACAGUAGAAGCUACCAAUCAGACCAAUCAUUUAGCAGUUUGCUGAACUUCCAACAGCUAAUGAUUUUAGGUCACUCCAGAGAAUGGGAUCCCCUAUGCCAGCAACAAACUUCUUUUAACCAGCAGCAGGGUCCAACCCCUCAGAUUUGCAUCUGCAUGGUGUUACGGCAACUACAGACCUCCAAGAGCACAAAUCUCAACUAAGCCUGAUUACUGGAUGACACGGAUGUGGAAUAUCAUGUAGCUUUAUGGAUAUUACAAUUUUUUAGAAUGAAUUUGUUCCCUAUUUUUGAAAACAUGGAUAUUUUUAUUGCAAAAAAAGUUUUGAUAUUCAGACAUAAUCUACAGUUUUGUGCAUUAGCAUUUGUGCUACAAGUGUGCAUUAAAGCAAUUGAAUAUGUUAAAGUA